AUGUCAUACUUUGAAGCAACUUUGAUCCCAUGGGAGUUACCCGAUCGACCGAGGGAGGGAGGGGCCAGGGAGCAUAAACGCGGCGGCCGGCCGGAGGUGGUCGCACAACGCGGGCCGAGCACGGUCCGCAUGGAGCCGGGGGAGGCGUGCUUCCCGCAGCUGGGCAACCUGUCGUGCCGGAAGCCCCCGUCGCUGCCGGGCGUCCUGCUGCCGGGCGUCCUGCUGCCGGCCGUCUGCCUGCUCACCGUGGCGCUCAACCUGCUGGUGGUGGUGGCCAUCUCCCACUUCAGGCACGUUCUUCCCGCAGGCCGAGUGGAGUGUGUGGGCUCUAUUGGGUGCGUGUGUGCGUCAUUUGCUUGUGCCUGUGGCGACAGGCGUCUGCGCAGCCCCACCAACCUGCUCCUGCUCUCGCUGUCCGUGUCCGACCUGCUGGUGGGCCUCCUGGUGUGGCCGGGCGAGAUCUACAUGAGCGCCGGCUGCUGGGCUUUGGGCGACGCGGCCUGCUUGGCGUACCACUGCGUGGCCUUCACGGCGACGUCGGCCUCGGUGGGGCACAUGGUGCUGAUCUCGGCCGAGCGCUACGUGGCCAUCUGCCGCCCGCUGCGUUACAACCUGACGGUGACGCUGAGGCGAGUUCAAGGCUGCGUGUGUCUCUGCUGGCUUUUGUCCGUCCUGCACACCGGCGUCCUUCUGAGGGCUCAGCUGGCCCGGCCGCAAAAGACCAGCCGGUCUUGCUACGGCCAGUGCUUGAUCGAGGUGGAUCUGGAGGCGGGGCUCCAGGACCUCCUGCUGACCUUCGUCCUUCCCCUCGGCACCAUCGUGGCUCUGUACUCGCGCGUGUUUGCGGCGGCCCUGUCUCAGGCGCGGGCCGCGCGCUCCCGGGUCGCGUGCGGCAAAGCGCGCCGUUGCGGAGCCAAGAAGUCGGAGCUGAAGGCGGCCAGGACUCUCGGGGUGCUGGUCCUGGUCUUCCUGAUGUGCUUUUGUCCAUUUUACAUCUACUCUCUGGCGGGCGGGCUGAGCUUUUCAUCGUCAGCGGCGCAAUAUUUGCUCUACCUCUUUGACUUCAACUCGUGCGCCAACCCCUUGAUCUACGCGUUGUUCUACCCGUGGUUCCGAAGAGCCGCCGGCCACGUGGUGACGCUGCGCAUACUGCGGCCGGGCUCCCGGGGACUGGCGCUCUGACGUGCGUGCGAAGGAAGAAGCGCGUCUGCACCACUCCAAAGCCAUCAGCAAGGAAAAUCAAACGUCAAUCGCGAGCGACACCCUCGUCAACAGUCGGCACCAUUGGAGUCGUCGACGCGCCUGUGGUAGAUUGGAUCGAGCACUCGGGGCUCGACUGUGUUGGUCUGUCUGUAUUGGGGGUCGGUGACGGGUUGACUGAGCAGGCAGUAAAGAUGGGCUCGUACUGCA
This is a messenger RNA of Syngnathus typhle (broad-nosed pipefish), 1410 nucleotides long. Its product is annotated as trace amine-associated receptor 13c-like. Gene Ontology annotation, molecular function: trace-amine receptor activity. Gene Ontology annotation, biological process: G protein-coupled receptor signaling pathway. The coding region runs from base 1 to 1182 and encodes 393 amino acids. The record is from RefSeq and is a predicted model, not a curated record. The transcript has a single exon. NCBI's taxonomy places the organism in Eukaryota, Metazoa, Chordata, Actinopteri, Syngnathiformes, Syngnathidae. Gene Ontology annotation, cellular component: membrane.